UGAGCUGGAUGAGUCUGAGCGACGGGAGUGCCCCAUUCACACUCCCUUUACAUUUACGUACAACAGAGGAUCUCCCAGGAAGGACUGUAAAUUAACUGGACACGGUGCAUGGAGACAUAUGUGUGAUGUAAAAAUCAGCCCGGAUGCAUCUGUUCAUUGCACUUAUCGGGGAAAACUAUGACUCUUUUAAACGACUGAGGAUUUGGGAUACCGUUUUUACUUUUGCGUGCAUCCAAACCGCCCAUUCAUUCUUUUUUAAAAGGUACCCGCUUCUGGUGCUUCUGUGUGCGGUGUGUUCGCUGUCGGGGAGCCGGAGUCCCGUGGCUUCUGCCGGGAGGAGCUGCGCCGACACCCGGCAGGUGUACGCGGAGAAGGGCUACAGCACAGGCACCGCUCCGGUGACUCAAAUCUCCGGUGAGCACCUGCGGCUCUGUCCUCAAGACUACACCUGCUGCUCCAGUCAGAUGGAGGAAACGCUGGCCCUGCAGAGCGAGAGGGAUUUCUUAAAAGCCGUCGAGGAGAACAGCCAGUUCCUUUUGACUACUUUUACCCAGAGACACCGCAGGUUUGACGAGUUCUUCAGAGAGCUCAUCGAGUUGUCAGAGAAGUCGAUGAACCAGAUGUUUACCAAGACCUACGGACGGCUCUUCACCCAGAACGCACACGUGUUCCAGGAGCUGUUUGUGGAGCUGCGCAGAUAUUAUUCUGGGGGCAGUGUCAGCCUGUCAGAGGUGCUCGCAGACUUUUGGUCCAGGCUGGUAGAGCGGGUCUUCUCUCUGGUCAACCCCCAGUAUCAGUUCAGUGAGGACUACCUGGAGUGUGUCAGUAAACACGCCGAACAGCUGCAGCCGUUUGGGGAUGUGCCCCGCAGACUACGCGUACAAGUGAUGAGGGCUUUUAUCGCAGCCCGAGCUUUAUCUCAGGGCUUGGCUACUGGUCGGGAUAUCGUUAACAAAGCAACAAAGUUGACAGCAGAAUCAGAGUGUGUGCGUGGUCUGAUGCGUCAGUGGUACUGCCCUCUGUGUCGGGGCACGCCCUCAGUGAGACCCUGCCACUCCCUGUGCCUUAACGUGAUGAAGGGCUGCUUAGCCAAUCAGGGCGACCUGGAAACCGAAUGGAACAAUUACAUAGAUGCUCUGUACCAGGUUUCAGAGAAGCUGGAGGGCCCGUUUAACAUGGAGCUUGCCGCCGAUUCCAUCUCUGUGAAAGUGUCGGAGGCCAUCAUGCACAUGCAGGAAAACAGCGUCACCAUCUCCACGAAGGUGUUUCAAGGUUGUGGAAGCCCCCGUCCAGCUCCAGGACGGUCCAAACGCUCCCCUAAAGUGUCAGGAGGAAACAAGAGGCCCUUCCGCACCUACUCUCCCGAGGAGAAACCCACCACGGCUGCAGGCACCAACCUGGACCGACUGGUUACCGAGCUGAAGGAAAGACUGCGGCCUAUGCGUGGCUUCUGGGUGUCCCUCCCACACACCAUCUGUAACGAUGAGAGGAUAGCUGCCGACGUCACCAAUGAGGACCGCUGCUGGAACGGGCAGACCCGGGGGAGGUACCUGCCGGAUGUGAUGGGCGACGGGCUGGCCAGCCAGAUCAAUAACCCCGAGGUGGAAGUAGACAUUUCUCGGCCGGAUGUGAGGACCAGGCAGCUGAUCAUGGAGCUGAGGGUCGUGACCAACAAACUGAAAAACGCUCAGACCGGACAGGACAUGGACUUCAUGGACAGUGAGGAGGGCAGUGGCUCAGGAGGUGGAGAUGAGGGGGAAAGGUACAAUGAUGAUUGGCCCGGCCAUGGGCCUUACUCCCCGCCCUACAACAAACCCCCUCGCAGCCCCGCUUCAAACCCUGCAAAGCCACCUCGCGUUCGUGAAAGAAACGGAUCCAAAUGGAACAAAAACAACGGCCAAGGUCGGAUCAAAUCAGCAACAAGAAAGCUGUCUUUCUCCCCGGUUCCUUUGUUGUUGCCUUUCAUGGUCACUGUUGCCCCCAUGUGGAGAUAGCUGGUGAAUACAGUCUGUAGGUGGAGGUUUAAUGUCACACUGGAGUCUAAAGCACAUUAUGAAGAAAGAAGUCAUUCCAUUUUGUAAAAUCAGCAGGAAAAAAUAGACACAAUCAGGCUAAUUUAGCAAUAAUUAAAAACCUUUAAACAGCACAUCAUAAAUAGGUUAAAGUGAAUAUCAUUCCUACUGCCCAAGCUACAAAAGAGGUAUAACAAGGCAUUGAUUCAUAUGAACAAAACAUUAGAAGUACUGCCAUUUUCUUUUGCCAUUCGUUUGACCUAUUGGAGUGUUGAUGCUGAAUGUAUUGCUGGAGCAUAUAUACGUCUGAGAGGGAAACAAAAAGUACAAAAAGCAGGAAUUGAAUUAGCUCAUGUUCUCAUGGUUUGGUGGUCUUUUAGAUGGAGAUAAUCACCAUAUUAUUUCAGUUAGCAGGCUUGUGGUUUAUUGCUGCUUUCUCAUGAAACUAAGUUAAUUAGUUUAAUCGAUCUUGGUUUCAGUGCGGUUGUGGUUCAUUUUAAUCUUGUGGAAGUAGUAGGAUUUAAUUUACUUACUUAAUUAAACCUCCGUAUUUUGGCUUGGAGAUCAAAAAAGAAAGUCAAUAGUGUGACUCUUGAAACCAAACAACAUUUAUUUUGAAUGUACCGAAAAGCUCAAAUUCCUUUUGGGGUUACUUGUGACAACAAGGGGUUAACUAAUGUAUAAUAUUGAUGUUUUUAAUUUAUUUGUAAUAUAAUAUUUCAUUGUUCUUAUUGUUAUGAUUUUGGAAAGGGUUGAGUGUUAUCUUUUAGAAAAAGUGUCAGCCUUUUUACUCUGGUAUGAUGAAAAAGGAUAAAACAAGUUGUAUUUAUUGCUCAUUUCCGUAAACCAAUCAUUAUGAAAUAUUGUUAUUGAACCAAUAACAACCAAACACUUAAUUAGCCUAUUAUACAAUAUUUGGUCAAAAAACAUUGAUUAUUUUCAGCCAGGGAUUAAGGAGAAGUGUGUGUGUGAAUGUGUGUGUGUGUUUGUAGGAUGGUUUUAUAUUGUCUGUUGUAUGUUCUGGUUUCACUGUUCAGGGGUCAUGUUGAGAAGAUGUUUGGAUGUUUUUUAAUGCCGUGCUUUUUUACCCUUUUUUCUUAAAAUCAACAAAAUAUGAUGAAAACAGUGAGCUAGUGUAAACUUGGACCAAAUGUUGACAGAAAGACAAAUGCUGUAGAGCACCGAGUGGCUAUUAAUUAUCAUGCGCUGAUUGUUGUUUGAUGAAGAUGAAAUCAAAGAAUAAUCAAGGAGGGAAACAUGGACAGUGCGCAGGACUAGAUCAAAUUAAAAGAUUUUUGACUUAGGCUACUCUAGUUUUAAUGAGUUAGAUGAAAAGAGGAUAAAUGGCCCUCAUUUUUGUAUGGUGACGCUGCAGCCAGUUAGCUUAGCAUAAACAUUGUUACAGCACGUAAAACCCACCAAACUGCAAAUUCACGUUUUGAUACCUAGGUUUUUAUAUAAGUUAACCAAACAACAUUUGUGAGCCUGAGAGGUGUUUGUUUACCCUGGAAAAUAAUGAUUAUAUUUACUAUCUCGCCUUUUUUUUUAUGUUUUAUGCUAAGCUAACUAGCUGCUUGCACCAUUUCCAACUUUUAGCAAGAAAGCAAUUUUUUUCAAAAUGGUUAACCACUUCUUUAAAGAUAUUGAAAUCCUGAUAGGAUUACAAAAAAUGGCAGAGAUAAGGAUGGCAGAUUUUAAAAUAAUGUAGGCUAUAGAUAAUGUGAAAAUAAACGUUUCUGUUGAAUGAUGAAAUUCACAAAUGUCCUGUUGAAAAAGAGGAGGGUUUAAUUCUCAUAUUUGGCUAAGAACAUUCACAUUUGACUCCUAAUCACUAGCAAUCUAAUUGUUACGUUUAAUGUGAAAUGUAAGGAAUCAAACCCUUCAAAGUCUGUUUGACCUUAUUCACAACUUCACUACAAACACAGUAUUAUGUGGCACAACUACAAAUGAAAACACAGUAUUUCACAAGCAACAGUAUUGUAAUCGAUUGUACUUUGAAUUAUCAGCAGUCAAAAAAGGAUGUGGCUGCAAUAUUUCCCUUGAAUUUCAGGUAAAUUGUUCUUUAUUACGACCACUCAUCCAUCCCAACCACUGGCACAUUCCUUCAUGGUGAAAG
Messenger RNA from Notothenia coriiceps (black rockcod), 4128 nucleotides. Its product is annotated as glypican-6-like. The record is from RefSeq and is a predicted model, not a curated record. The transcript is spliced from 12 exons. Gene Ontology annotation, cellular component: extracellular region; cell surface; plasma membrane. Gene Ontology annotation, biological process: smoothened signaling pathway; regulation of protein localization to membrane; cell migration. The coding region runs from base 144 to 1994 and encodes 616 amino acids. Lineage: Eukaryota; Metazoa; Chordata; Actinopteri; Perciformes; Nototheniidae.